AGCUACUUGCACCUGCCACGAAGGGAAACCAAACCGAAGGAGGAGGCUACGCAAAGAGCAAUCACAGGUCAAACCAACGGAAAUUUUCUUCAUGUCCAGUCCUGCCCCUCGUGGCGGGUCAUUGCUUCCUCCAACCUCCAACCGGGCGGGCCACUGGACCAGCGACACAUCCGGGAGAAAAAAGCUCGGAAGAUCCGAACAACGCUGACGGCGAGGCCGUAACCGCAGAGCAGCGGUUAUUGGGAUCUCCUGCUCCUUGAUGCAGGCACUUUUGAACUCCAGCAUGAGGUCAAAUAAGAUAUUUGGUUUAUCCAUUUCUCUUGUACUCAUCAACCUAGCUUCUAUAUUGGAACGAGCUGAUGAGAAUCUCCUCCCAGCUGUUUACAAAGAAGUCAGUGCUGCUUUCGAUGCUGGUCCUACUGAUCUGGGGUACCUUACAUUUCUGAUGAACUUUCUGAAGUCCAUAGCAUCUCCCUUGGCAGGUGUCCUUGCUCUUCAAUAUGACCGCCCUGCAGUUCUUGCGAUAGGGACUGCGUUCUGGGCUUUGUCAACAGGGGCUGUUGGUGUCAGCCAGUAUUUCGGGCAGGUUGCAUUCUGGAGAGCUGUUAAUGGUGUUGGGCUUGCCAUUGUAAUACCAGCGCUUCAAUCCUUCAUUGCUGAUAGUUACAAAGAUGGCACACGUGGAGCGGGAUUUGGUUUGCUAGCACUUAUUGGUUCAGUAGGUGGUAUAGGAGGUAGUGUUUUGGCAACAAUCGUGGCUGGAGGGGAUUAUUAUGGUAUUCCAGGAUGGCGGCUUGCAUUUAUAUCCGUUGCAUUUGUGAGCUUCUUAAUUGGACUUCUUGUAUACUUUUAUGCUGUUGAUCCUAGGAAAACAUCUCCAAGCCAUUUUGGUGGUGAUGAGGACAAUGAGAGGUUACAUUUGGUCAGCAAUGGUAUCCUUCCUCCACAUUCAAUCUGGAAGGAUUCAUGGAUAGCGGCGAGAUCCGUAAUGAAGGUGCGGACGUUUCAAAUCAUUGUAUUGCAAGGCAUUGUUGGCUCUCUGCCAUGGGCUGCUGUAGUUUUCUUCACCAUGUGGUUUGAACUCAUUGGUUUUGACAACAGCAGCUCAGCGGCGCUAAAUAGCUUUUUCGCUAUUGGGUGCGCCAGUGGAUCAUUUCUAGGUGGUGUGAUAGCAGAUCGCUUAUCUAGAUACUAUCCAGAUUCUGCUCGCAUCAUGUGCGCUCAGUUUAGCGCCUUCAUGGGCAUCCCUUUCUCAUGGAUCCUCCUUACAGUCAUUCCCCAGUCUGUUGAUUACUGGUCUGCCUAUGCUGUCACACUCUUUUUAAUGGGCAUUACCAUAAGCUGGUGCGCUACUUGUGCAAACAACCCCAUGUUCGCAGAGGUAGUACCUCCCAAGCACCGCACAAUGAUCUACGCCUUUGACCGCGCGUUUGAGGGUUCAUUUGGCUCACUUGCUGCACCUGCUGUUGGUAUAGUGACCGAGAAGAUCUAUGGCUACAAUGCAAAGACCGUUGAUCUAGCACAUGGAUCAGUGGACGGAGCUUAUGCACUCUCGAGAGGCCUAUUGACUAUGAUGAUUGUCCCUUUUGCUCUGUGCCUCAUGUUUUACACCCCAUUGUAUACAGUUUUCAAGCGUGACCGAGAAAAUGUUAGAUUGGCCAGCAUCAAGGAACAGGAGCUUAUAUGAAAAGAUUUCUGACGAGGAGCAAUGAUGUGGUUUUUCAUUUGGCUGACAUCUGUUUGUAGUUUGGAUUAUUAAUAUUUACAACACCGCCAACCCUGAAGUUUUGAUUGAAGUGCUUUGGUUGAUGUCUAGGAUACUCAGGUUUUAUGUUUCUGCAGUCACAUAUCAUACAAGAGUACACAUUUUGUACAAGUGAUAGAUUGAUUGACCUCAUCGUUCACAAUGUAACUGGUUCAGUAUACAAUGCAGACCUUAACCUGGAGAGUGGAUUGAAGAUGUUGCAACUUUUCUAGUGGAUUGAAGAUGUUGCAACUUUUCAUUGAACUUUCAGCAUAUAGAUACAGUUCUUUCUCAUUUUAUUUCUAUUUACAGUUUGUAACUUGUUUUAAACUGCCUGAACCAUCACGCCAGUCCAAUGCUGAAGUCAUUAGGAGAAUUCUCGUACCAGAUUA
This is a messenger RNA of Sorghum bicolor (sorghum), 2136 nucleotides long. RefSeq names its product protein spinster. The transcript is spliced from 4 exons. Bases 260 to 1687 code for a protein of 475 amino acids. Gene Ontology annotation, biological process: transmembrane transport. The record is from RefSeq and is a predicted model, not a curated record. Gene Ontology annotation, cellular component: membrane. Gene Ontology annotation, molecular function: transmembrane transporter activity. Lineage: Eukaryota; Viridiplantae; Streptophyta; Magnoliopsida; Poales; Poaceae.